Molecule: messenger RNA, 27537 nt
Organism: Pelobates cultripes (western spadefoot toad)
Lineage: Eukaryota; Metazoa; Chordata; Amphibia; Anura; Pelobatidae
Source: the annotation of a GenBank genome assembly
ACCUUUUCAGCCAUAGCUCAGAGAGGCUGCAGCAUGCUAGCUCCAAACCACUACCCCAGAAAGAUGAAGCUGGCCAGGACGUCACGUGACAGAUCCCUUCAAUAACUUUAUUUAUAAAAGUCAAUUCUGACAUUCGCUUCACCCAUCAUUCUGUUGCACCCCCACAGCUGGCUGAGUAUGAUGGGAUUCGCAGCCUCAGUGACAGAACGAGACAUGAUGUGUAAUCCAUUAUACACAAUACUAAUAAAACUGUAGCAAGCCAUCGAUUCCUAGACUGUAAUAUACAGCCUGAGACGGACGAUACAUUACAUUCAUCGACACAAGAAAAACUGUUAGAUUAUCUCCAUUUCUGUCAAUAAAAAUGACAAGAAGGCGCUGUUUAUUUUGCUUUAAAAAAAAAAAAAAAAAAACCUGAACACCCCCUCCUUCACAUAAAGAAAUGGGCGUGCCGGCGCCAGUGGCCAAUCACAAUGCGCAACACUGUCACUCGUGGAUCACGUGUGUGGAGACGAGCCCAAUGUUUUCACAGGAGAGGGGAGUAUUCACUGCCUCCUCGCCAAUGCUUAUUUCCGCCCGGUCUGUGCUUACUUCCGGUUCAACCGCUUCUCCCGGUUUGUUUACUUCCGGUGUGUUUUGUUUAUGCCUUUAUGCCCCCCCUCCCCCUCUCCCCCUUUAUUGAAGAACUCCAACUAUGAGCAAUAUGGACCCACGGAAGAUGAAAGUGACUGAGCUUCGGGCUGAGCUCCAGCGGAGGGGCCUGGAGAGCUGCGGGCUGAAGAGCGAGUUGUGUGAGCGGCUGCAGGAGGCGUUAGACUCGGAGUUACUGGGGGUCGAGGAGGACGAUGCAGAGGACUGCGCCUAUUCCGCCAUGGCAGGGCAGGAGGAGGACGACGAGAGCGUCUUGGCGCUGGCAGCAGGCGAAGAGGAGGAGGAGGAGGAUGAGGAGACCGUGGAAGGGGAGGAGGACGAGGAUGAGCUGGACCAAGAAGGGGGUGACAUGUCCUCCCAAAACAAACCCCCUCCAUCCUCCAGCCUGCCCCAGACUGCCACCCCUGAAUUGAGGGAUUCCCCCCCUGUGGAGUGUGACACCAGAGACCUGGGGACUAAAGCAGCAGCAGUAAGUGAAGGUAGGUACACUGGUAGGUGUUGACUGUUUAGGGCAGGGGUCCUCAAUCUCUGGCCCUCCGGAUGUUGCUGAACUAUAACUCCCAUGAUUCUCUGAAUUACAUAGAUAGCCAGAGAAUCAUGGGAGUUGUAGUUAAGCAACAUCUUGGGGGGCCAGAGUUUGAGGACCCCUGGUUUAGAGGAAAAGACUGUACUCUCUUUAUGAUAAGCUAAGGUUUACAUGAAUGAAGGUUUGGAUAGAGUGCUUUUGUGAAAUGUUGCUGAAGUUGCCUUCUUAUUCGAAGGCUAAAAGUUAGCGUCUUAUUCAGGUAGUUUCUUAUUCAGAUUGUCUUCAUGUUCAUCCAGAUUACAUUUUUUUUCAUGAAUGUGUUUACCAAAAACAAUCAUAAAAACGUCCAACAUUUUUAGUGUAGCUUGAACAUGAAAUAUGCCGCCAAACCCCGCACACUAAAAUUCCGAAAAUGUAACUGAGCUUUUCCCUUAAGAUAAACAUAAACAAUAGAAAUCUCGCCCUGGCGUCUGGGAUGUAAGUCCUUUAGUUAUGGCAGCUGACUGAGGGAGCAUUGGAGCCGGCUGCCCUGUUGAGCAUGGAGGUGGCGAGCGAGGGAACAGUAAUCUACUUGCAGCUCCUCUCUGCUCCCUUGCGUGCUGUUUAGUGAUGCUGUAAUAUGGCGUCACUCCGGCCCUGGCAACACUACAGAGAGCGCGAGCGAGCAGAGAAGAGUUGCAGGUAGAUUAUUGCUCCCUCGCACGCAGGAAGAUUAAAGGAACACUAUAGUCACCUAAAUUACUUUAGCUAAAUAAAGCAGUUUUAGUGUAUAGAUCAUUCCCCUGCAAUUUCCCUGCUCAAUUCACUGUCAUUUAGGAGUUAAAUCACUUUGUUUCUGUUAAUGCAGCCCUAGCCACACUUCCCCUGGCUAUGAUUGACAGAGCCUGCAUGAAAAAAAACUAGGUUCACUUUCAAACAGAUGUAAUUUACCUUAAAUAAUUGUAUCUCAAUCUCUAAAUUGAACUUUAAUCACAUACAGGAGGCUCUUGCAGGGUCUAGCAAGCUAUUAACAUACCAGGGGAUAAGAAAAUCUUAAUCAGAACUUGCAAUAAAGAAAGCCUAAAUAGGGCUCUCUUUACAGGAAGUGUUUAUGGAAGACUGUGCACGUCACAUGCAGGGAGGUGUGACUAGGGUUCAUAAACAAAGGGAUUUAACUCCUAAAUGGCAGAGAAUUGAGCAGUGAGGCUGCAGGGGCAUGUUCUAUACACCAAAACUGCUUCAUUAAGCUAAAGUUGUUCAGGUGACUAUAGUGUCCCUUUAAAAAGAAGCCCCAACCGACCCCAGGGAAAGAUCCACUUAGCUCUCCCAAAGGUAUGGAGACUGUAUGGAUUUCAAUUAAAAUAAAAAUCACAAUUUGUGUGUGUGCAGUCUGUUUAGGUACCUGCCUCUCCCCAAUCGAAUGAGAGGUGUUUUUACUCACCUUGUUUCGCCAUAGCUGGUCCUGCUUCCAUGGCUGAGAUUGAUUUCACAUCGGAAAGCAUUGGGAGGAUAUUGUGCAUGUGCAUCAAAACACUGCGCUGUGCCAAUCAACAUCUUCUUAUAGAGAUGCAUUGAAUCAAGUGGGCAACACUCAUGCAGAGACGAUGGCCACUCUCUAUUUGCCAUCUGAAUGUCUGUCGCUAAAGGGGUUACUAGGCAGCAAUGUUAAAAAGGCAGUGUUUGCAUUGAACACAUUGAACACUCGGAGUUACUGGGGGUCGAGGAGGACGAUGCAGAGGACUGGUACAGGCUGUACACACCAGAACAACUAAAUUAAGCUGUAGUGGUUCUGGUGUUCAUAGUGUCCCUUAAGAAUUGCAUUUUUUUUUUUCUCAUUGAAAAUGUAACUUUUCCUUUAGAAAAAACAGUCUCCUAACUUUUUUAGCAGGUUCCUAGAUUCCAAACAAAUUUGUAAAGCCCUGUGUUAUCUACUAAUUUGGCAUUCCUUUUAUAGGAAAAAGUUAAAUCUGACAUAAGCCAAAAAAUGGUAUUAAAUAUAAGUCUGGCACAAAACUGGCCACCAUAUCACCAGUCCAUUUCAGUGGGAAGUUCUGAAUGUGUAACCAAGGGGUGGCUCUAGACUUUUCGAGGCCUUAGACGAAACUCAAACAUGAAGCCCCCACCAACACAAUUAGUAAAAAAAAUAAUAGGGGGUUGACUUGUGUGUGUGUGUGUGUGUGUGUGUGUGUGUGUGUAUAAGGACAUUGGCUUUGGACACCGAAAGGUAAUCUCUGUAUUCAUCUAAAGAGGUUUACAUUGUCACAGCUCCCUAUGCCGCUGCGUUGUGAGCUCUUUGACUGUAGUUAUGGCAUAAUUUGCAAUUAUUGCUAAUCAUUUAUACACGAUUGCUGGUUAUGGUUGUAUAACCUAGCAGUCGUGUAUACAUAAGUGCCAGUGUGAAGGGGUUAUUUGAAACAAAAUUAACACUUUGAUUGGGCUUUCAAAAAAUAAUUUGCCAAAUAAUAAAGUUACAGAUAAAAAAAACAAUGGCAUAGACAUUUUAUCCACAUAUUCUAUAAUCCUUUACAUGUAUAUUAUCAUAUGUUUCCCUAUGUAUUGUAUGUAUGUGUGUAUGCAUAUAAUAUAUAUGUUGCUUGCAACUUUACAUUUGCAUUACCCAUACCAUACCACCCUCACAUUGCAGACAGACACACACUCACUAAUAAACGAACACAUAUAAACGCUAAUACACACGUGCAUACACAUAAACAUGCUGAUGCACAGAGACACAUAUAUUCUCUAAUACAGACAUACAGUCACAAGGUGUAUUUAUCUGGCUGUGUGUAUUUCUGAGUUUGUCUGGCAUUGUCUACCUGUGUGUGUGUCUGACUUGCAUGUGUAUGUUUGUGUCUGGGACCGUAUGUAUGUGUGGUAGCUGCUUGUGGUGUUUUGUGUAUAAUGGGGGCUGUCUGUGGCAUUUGUGCACUUUGUUUAUGCUAAAUCUAUGUUUUAUGAUGUUGUGUGUAUGAUGAUUGUCUUGAGAUGUGACUUUGGAGCAGGGAUUCCCAACCCAGUCCUCAAGUACCCCUAACCAGUCCAGGAUUUAGGGAUUACCCUCCUGUGUCUAAAGUGUUGUUUUUUUUUUUUUGUUUUUUUUCUAAAAACACAACUGGGUAAUCCCUAAAUCCUGGAUUGUUAGGGGGUACUUGAGGACUGGGUUGGGAACCCCUGCCUUGUACAAACGACCACUGUAUAUCAGAUCUCUGGCAGGUGACUUAGGAGCACAGUCAGGUAACAGUAAUGAUUCAUCAAAUGCCUUGUCUUGGGCAGAGUACCAAAUAAGUCGCCAAGGUAUGGGGGUGUAGGUAGAGACGGCAGCAACUUGAUGCCCAAUGACAAAACCUUCACAGGUCAAGGCAGAGUCCACAUACAUUCCCCAUGAGGCACCCCUUAUGGUGAUCACACAAUCAUUUAGAAUUUAGGAGUGAGUGACAUACAACAUGUUUUGUGUACUGUAGGCAUAUAUUGCAUUUGAAUUGACAGACAAUACAGGCCUGAGAUGAACACGUUUUUAACACAGGAAUGAAACCAAACUUAAUAAGAUACUCACGUCUAAAUGUCCCUCUAAAGAAAUGAAGGAUUUGCUGUCUGAGAAGGACAUGGAUGAGUCAGAAGAAGCAGCAGCUGUGGAUUCCUUGAUUGGGGAAGCUAAGAAAGUUGGAGAAAGAGGAUCUAAUGCUGGUAAGUAUUUAUGAAUUAAUUGAAGAAAAAUGCUAUCCUCUUAUAAUGGUAAGCAAAAACAGAACAUAUUUAGCACAUUCAGUCUAAAUAAGCUUGUUUGACCAUUAUGAAACAUAGUUGAUAUAAUUAAAGGAUUAUUUACUAAAGUGAAUUAACUCAAAUUUCUUUAAUGAGGCACUGUUUUUGGUUAAAUUAAUGGCAUGCCCACCCUCCUCCCAUCACACACUGUGAAGAAUAGCUUACCUGUGUUCCAGUGCUGAGGCCAAAUUCUCUCAACAUCCAGAUUCUCCUAUAGUGAUGUCACCUCUUCUCCCCCCCCCCCCUCCUCAUACACACCAGGGACGACAAGUUGAGUGGGAAGGGGGAAGGGCAUGCGGCCAUGGUUCAUCUGUUGCCAUCAUGCAAUGCGUAUUGACAACAGACACCUUAUAUGCACACAAGUGACAUUAGCUAUACUGGAACUCUCACUUUGGCCUGGCUAAUGUUAGAGUUAGGAGGGGAAUUAUACAUCCAACAGAUACCGUAAGUGUUUUAACUCCAAGCAUCAUGUCCACUUAACAUACUGCAGUAUGGAAAUCCAUUAGUAGUCAAAGUGGACCUCCAAAAGAAUUGCAGUGAUUCAUCAUUUGCUUUCUCACAGCAUGAAGAAAAUAGAUUUUCGUAACUUUAGAUCCAAUCUGUUAUUGAUGUCUGGUAAUCUCAUAUGUAUUUUUUAUGCAUAGUGUGUAGUCUCAUGGUGCAUUAAAUUUGGUAUAUAAGUUCUGUCCGUCUUCAUAUGUGUAUGGUUUAUCUCUUGAGACAUGUCCAUUCAGUUAUUUUUUUUUUAAUCAAUGCAAAGGGGUCAAGAGACUACAAGAGGAAGAACAAGGUCAGACCUAUCAUGAAUUUAAUGAAGAGGCAUGUUUCAGUCGGUGAGAGUUUAUAUCUAUCUCUUUCUACUCUAGUUUGUUUAAUGGGAUACACGACACACCCAAACAACUUUAGCUUAAUGAAGUGAUUUUGGUAUGUGUAGAUCAUGCCCCCGCAGUCUCACUACUCCGUUUUACUCACAUUUACAAGUGAAAUCCCUUUAUUUAUGCAGCCCAAGCCACACCUCCCUCUGGCUGUGACUCUCACAGCCUCCAUUAUAAAAAAAUAAAAAGUUAAUAUUUUCAAACGUAGCUUACAGCAUUGUGUGUUUGCUUCAGAAGAUCUUAUCUCCUUGUCUGUUAAUAGAACUUUAAUCACAGAAAUGAAGCUGCUUUAGACGAUUGCCUAGGAAAUAACAGAGCAGGUAACAUGAAAUUCUAAAUUAAAGGAACACUAUAGUCCCCUAAACAACUUUAGCUUAAUGAAGCAGUUUUUGUGUGUAUAGCAUGCCUCCUAAGUUUUACUGCUAAAUUCACUGCCUAUUAGGGAUUAAAUCACUUAGUUUCUGUAUAUGCCCUUGCCACACCUUUCCUGGCUAUGAUUGACACAGCCUGCAUGGAAAAAAACUGGUUGUUCCGCCAAAAGUUUAAAAAAUAAAGUGGCCGCGGGCGGCGAGGGAGCAGUGAGCAGUGAUUUCCCUGCUCAGCUCCCUUGCGUGCACAGCAGUAAUGCUGGAGCUGGAAUAUGAUGUCACUUCGGCUCUGAUUUCACGAUGUUGAUACACUAUGUGAAAGGAUUUCACUGGAAAAAUUAAUUGGGAACCCCUGCCUUAAAGGACUACUAUAGGCACCCAGACCACUUCAGUUUAAUGAAGUGGUCUGGGUGCCUGGUCCAGCUAGGUUUAACCCUUUUUUCUAUAAACCUAUAAACCAGAGAAACUGCUAUGUUUAUAUUAGGGUUAAUCCAGCCUCUAGUGGCUGUCUCGUUGACAGCCGCUAGAGGCGCUUCCGCGCUUCUCACUGUGAAUAUCACAGUGAGAAGACCCCAGCGUCCAUAGGAAAGCAUUCUGAAUGCUUUCCUAUGAAACUGGCUGAAUGCGCGCGCGGCUCUUGCCGCGCAUGCGCAUUCAGCCGAGGAGGAGGAGAGCUCCCAGCCCGGCGCUGGAGAAAGAGGUAAAUUUAACCCCUUCCACCUCUAGAGCCCGGCGGGAGGGGGACCCUGAGGGUGGGGGCACCCUCAGGGCACUAUAGUGCCAGGAAAACGAGUAUGUUUUCCUGGCACUAUAGUGGUCCUUUAACCCCUUAAGGACACAUGACAUGUGUGACAUGUCAUGAUUCCCUUUUAUUCCAAAAGUUUGGUCCUUAAGGGGUUAAACAAUUGUAUCUUUCACUGUAAAUUGAACUUUAAUCACAUACAGGAGGCUCUUGCAGGGUCUAGCAAGCUACUAACAUAGCAGGGGAUAAGUAAAUCUAAAUUAAACAGAACUUGCAAUAAAGAGAGAAUACAUUUUAGAGGACUCUUUACAGGAAGUGUUUAGGAAGGCCGUGCAAGUCACAUGCAGGGAGGUUUGAGUAGGGUUCAUAAAGUGAUUUAACUCCUAAAUGGGAGAGAAUUGACCACUGAGGCUGCAGGGGCAUGUUCUAUACACCAAAACUACUUAAUUAAGCUAAAGUUGUUUUGGUGACUAUAGUGUCCCUUUAACAAUAAAGGAAGCUAAUAAAAAACAAAAUGUUAGACAACUUUUUAUGUUGUUUGAGUCACAGAUGGGGAGGUGUUUCUCUGGCUAUGUAAACAAAAUCUCCUCCAUGACCGAGCAUUGAGCAGUGACACUGCAGGGGCAGUCCUCUCUUUAAACAGCCAGAAUGAAUUGUAAGUGUGUUUUGGGUUGCAAGUUUGGAUUUUUUACAGCAAAAAAAAAACAGAACACUUUUUUUUUUGAAGAUUUUUAUUGUGUUUUAGUUUGAUUGUUUUUCAUUUGUUUGUUUUUGAAAAUGCUUCAGGCAUUUAGAACUUCUCAAUGAAUUCGGUCAUAGCAGAGAACUAGUUUUAUAUAUUGCAGUUAAUAGCAUUAUGAAACCAUAAUUAUUUUACGAUGUCUCCUGAUGUGAAUGUCGGAUGUUUGCAAUAUUGAAAGUAUUUUUUAUGUGUCUUAUUAUGCAUCAAUGCUUGUAAGUCCAGGCUGACUCAUUGAGCUGUUUAUUUUUUUAUCUUUUCUUUAGAAGUAACUCUCCUCUUCCUGCAGAAGAUCCACUUGACAAUGUUGAAGAGUGUGCGGUCUGUUUAGAUAUAUGUAAGCUAUUUUCUUUACAACCUUACUUUACAACCAUGGUCUAAUUCUACUAACGAAACUUUCAAGCACCAUAACUACUACAGCUUGCUUUUGUAGUUGUGUUGCCAGCCAUGUCCUCCACCCAAGUACAGUUUGACAACUUACCUGGGGUCUGCCACCUCUCUUGGAGCUGGAAGCUCUCAGUCAAUCAUUAACUCUUUAGCUCUGUGCUCUGUGCUGUGUCAGUGCAGGACUCGCCACCUUCAGAGGAAUUGGUGGCGGGUAUCUGGCAUACCCCAGUUAAGUUGUCAAAUUGUUCUUAAAAGGUUUAACUAAUUGCUGUCGGAGAGUUUCAUGGCACUCCUGACACCACAACCAAUACAGUUGGCUCUUUUAACUGUUCUUUUAACUGAGAAAAUCUUAUAUUAUGUAAUAUAUAUAUAUAUAUAUAUAUAUAUAUAUAUAUAUAUAUAUAUAUAUAUUGUAAAAUAAUUCUGAUCCAGGCUUCUUUCUUCUGCCAGCUACCUCUGAUCUGCAUUUUAGGAUGGAUAAAGAUCGUUAUGGAGGGCAUCCACUCUUCUUUACCAAAUUCCCCUCAUUGUGGUCUGGGUCUAGAACCACUCAUGGAGUGACAGCAGGGAAGGUUUACUUUGAAAUAAAGGUGAGCAUCUUAUACAGUAUUCCAUACACUUACUAAAUAGCUAUUAAUCUCUGAAGACAAUAAUACCAAAUUCUAACAUUGUUACACAUUGAAAUUCUAUUUUACUCCAUGUAUUUUAUUUUGACAUGUAACUAUCAAAAACAAAUUGAAAUCCUAAACCUAUAAUGUACUCUCAAAAUCAGGGGGGGAAACAUCUGAUCUGACUCUAGUGUAGUUACAUGUGGUUUUAGAACCCUAUAAAGAGUUGCCUUUGUAAAGGGAUACCUCUUCAGCAUUUGAGCUUUGUAUGAACUACUUGAUAGGUAGCUUUUCAGCAUGAUGUAGAACAUUUGUAUUUACUUUUUUGAUUGGCAAAACGUGUGCUGUUUUCCCACAAAUUAGAAAUUUAAAGCUUUAUUUUCUUAGUCCAAUGUUCUGUAUCUUUGUAGACAUCAUCUGUUUAUAUAUUUAUUGACCAGGAUUUAUUUGGGCUUGUGAUAACUACUUUUUAAAUAUCGUUUUACUGACCUCUGUAGGGUGUAGUUUAACUCCUUUAUUAACUUUCAUUUAUGGGAGUGUUUUUAGAAGCUGUAUAACACCUGGAUAUUUUUUUUUUUUUUUCAUGAAGGAACAUACUAAUGUUUGGAAUACAAAUGUAUUCGUAACAGAAGAGUGCUAUAUUAAUUGUACAGAUAUUUUGCUUUGCCUUGUAUCCAUUAAGCAAAGGGAUCAUCAAGCACUGCAGCUACUGCUAUUCCGUUGGCAGAGACCAUUAUUAGAAAUGCUUUCAGCCAAUAAAAUGUUUUUACAUAAGGAAGAACUGGGGGGCUAGUGUGCUUGUGAGCUGCACUGCACCAGUCAACGUAUGAGAAGCAAUCAACGUCUUCAUGUAGGUUGUGAUGAUGCCAAACAUUGGUCCUGCAAAGAUUGAAGAACUGCUCCAGGACGCUCCACUUGUGCAUGUCUGAGUGACAGCCAUUAGAAGUAGUUUUAGAACACAAUGUAAACCCUACUUUUUUCAGAAAAUGUAGUCUUUGCAUUGAUAAGGCUUCAGGGUCAGUUUCUCUGCACCAGAACCACUGCUUUAAGCUGUAGUGGUUCUGGUGUUUAGAAUGUCCCUUUAAAGAUCAGCCUAUAAAACAUAUGUAUUGUACUGUAUUUUCUUUGAAUUUUACUCAUACUUGCUAAUUCUGAUCUCUCUCUCUCUCUCUCUCUCUCUCUCUCUCUCUCUCUCGCCACUUACUAUGUGAUUAAAUAUGGGUGCUCAAUAAAUUAAUGUUUCUUCCACUAUAGAGAACUCUGAAUCUGCCCUUAAAAGAAGGCUGUACAGAGGUACCCUUGCUACGCGUUGGAUGGUCCAUUGGCCACUCUAGACCUCAAUUCGGUAAUGCUAUGGAUUAGGAUUACUUUUUAAAAGUUACUGUGCAGAUUCCUACUGCCCUGGCUGUUCUACUUUGCAUGAGCUGGAUGUGAUUUUGUUUAUUUCUUUCAAUUCAGUCUGUCCUGGCCAAUAAAAAUUUGAUCCAGAUCCAACUUUUUUUUUUUUUUUUUCUCUUCUACUUGUUUUCUUACAUUAGGAGAGGAUGGCCUGUCCUUUGUUUAUGACAGCCGAGGCCUUAAGGUUACUAAAGCACAUUUCGAAGACUAUGGAGAAAGCUUUGGAGAGAAUGAUGUGAUUGGCUGCUAUGCUGUAAGUUUCUAUCCAUGUUUCUACUUCUUAAAGUAUUAAAGGAUCACUACAAAUUCCCCAGUACCCUUACAUAUAUACAGUUGCAAGAAAAAGUAUGUGAAUUCUUUGGAAUGAUAUGAAUUUCUGCACAAAUUGGUCAUAAAAUGUGAUCUGAUCAUCAUCAACAAUAGACAAUCACAGUCUGCUUAAACUAAUAACACACAAAGAAUGAAAUGUUUCCAUGUUUUUAUUGAACUCGCCAUGUAAACAUUCACAGUGCAGGUGGAAAAAGUAUGUGAACCCCUAGACUAAUGACAUCUCCAAGAGCUAAUUGGAAUGAGAUGUCAGCCAACUAGAGUCCAAUCAAUGAGAUGAGAUUGGAGGUGUUGGUUACAGCUGCCCUGCCCUAUAAAAAACACACACCAGUUCUGGGUUUGCUUUUCACAAGAAGCAUUGCCUGAUGUGAAUGAUGCCUCGCACAAAAGAGCUCUCAGAAGACCUAUGAUUAAGAAUUGUUGACUUGCAUAAACCUGGAAAGGGUUAUAAAAGUAUCUCCAAAAGCCUUGCUGUUCAUCAGUCCACGGUAAGACAAAUUGUCUAUAAAUGGAGAAAGUUCAGCACUGCUGCUACUCUCCCUAGGAGUGGCCGUCCUGUAAAGAUGACUGCAAGAGCACAGCGCAGACUGCUCAAUGAGGUGAAGAAGAAUCCUAGAGUGCCAGCUAAAGACUUACAAAAGUCACUGGCAAAUGCUAACAUCCCUGUUAGCGAAUCUACAAUACGUAAAACACUAAACAAGAAUGGAUUUCAUGGGAGGAUACCACAGAGGAAACCACUGCUGUCCAAACAAAACAUUACUGCACGUUUACAGUUUGCACAAGAGCAGCUGGAUGUUCCACAGCAGUACUGGCAAAAUAUUCUGUGGACAGAUGAAACCAAAGUUGAGUUGUUUGGAAGAAACACACAACACUAUGUGUGGCGAAAAAAAGGCACAGCACACCAACAUCAAAACCGCAUCCCAACUGUGAAUUAUGGUGGUGGGGGCAUCAUGGUUUGGGCCUGCUUUGCUGCGUCAGGGCCUGGACGGAUUGCUAUCAUCGAAGGAAAAAUGAAUUCCCAAGUUUCUCAAGACAUUUUGCAGGAGAACUUAAGGCCAUCUGUCUACCAGCUGAAGCUCAACAGAAGAUGGUUGUUGCAACAGGACAAUGACCCAAAGCAUAGAAGUAAAUCAACCACAGAAUGGCUUAAACAGAAGAAAAUACGCCUUCUGAAGUGGCCCAGUCAGAGUCCUGACCUCAACCCGAUUGAGAUGCUGUGGUAUGACCUCAAGAAAGCGAUUCACACCAGACAUCCCAAGAAUAUUGCUGAACUGAAACAGUUCUGUAAAGAGGAAUGGUCAAGAAUUACUCCUGACCGUUGUGCACGUCUGAUCUGCAACUACAGGAAACGUUUGGUUGAAGUUAUUGCUGCCAAAGGAGGUUCAACCAGUUAUUAAAUCCAAGGGUUCACAUACUUUUUCCACCUGCACUGUGAAUGUUUACAUGGUGUGUUAAGUAAAAACAUGGCAACAUUUCAUUAUUUGUGUUAUUAGUUUAAGCAGACUUUGUCUAUUGUUGUGACUUAGAUGAUGAUCAGAUCACAUUUCAUGACCUAUAUGUGCAGAAAUCCAUAUCAUUCCAAAGGGUUCACAUACUUUUUCUUGCAACAGUAGGUAAGUAGAAUUAGAAUCACUAUGUAUAGGUUUAUUCUCCCAUGUCAUUGCAUUGAGACACAUGGCAAAUAACGCUUUCACUGGUCUUACUAAUAUAAAGACACCUAACUCACUAGAGAAAAAGGAAGCUUCAAACAUUAGAACUAGUGUUUCAAGAGAGAUGUAUUAUAAGAAAACGACUUGCAUAUAGAAUAUAUCAAAACUCCAUAAAUAUAGCUGCCAUCACUUAUGUUCUUACCCUCUUCCUUGUGGAACUCUGCGGAUGACUCUGCAGAAAUCACACUAGAAUUAACACGAAGCAGAUGAAGGUUACACGACUAUAGAAAGAUAAUUUUGCAGGCACAUUCUGAUUGAGUAUCAUAUUGAAAGUCUACUAUACACCCAGCAAGUGCUUGUAACUUUGCUUGAGUGCAAGAGACUGAGACUGUAAAAGUGAAGAGAUCAGAGGGUGAAAUGUGUGCACUUUGGGAACGAGAGUGUACUAGGAAUUAAUGGUCCAUAGGGUUGUCAAGCAGCAGAUAUUAAAAAAAAAAAAAAAAAAAGCGGCUAGAGUAUGGGAGCUAAAUGUUGAUUUUAUUUACAGAUUAAGUGACCAAUAACAAGGAAAAAAAGAAGGAACAGAAAAAAUAAAUCUAAAUAGUCUAUAUUUUCAAUUAUUGUGUAUGUAUGUGUAAAUACAAUGUUAAACAAAAAUCUGCACACCAGUCAAGCCAUAAGACUUGCUUUUCCCACAAAAUUCACAAAUCUGCAGUGAGGUUACUACCGCAAAGGAUUCUGGGUGGGCAUAUGCAAUUUAUUCAACAAAAAAAUCACAUUUUUGCCUCCUUCCAUUUUAAACAUGGAUUCAUUGGAGUCUGUGUUUGCUGUAUCAUUUAUUUAUUUUCCUCUGAUCUGCUUUGUUUAUUAAUUAAGUUUUCUCGCUUGAUCUGUGAAACAAAUAGCGGUAAAAUGUAGUGUACUGCAAAAUAUGUACAUAAUCUUUAUAUACAUUUUUACACCCUAUGUUGUUUGUCCAAAUGUCUACAUUGUUUUAGCAUUUCAGGAAAAAUUAAUCCGCCAAAACCAAACUUUCCUGUUGGCAAACAUUUGCACACUCAUCUGCAAUAUGGAAUCGGUAAUCCUUUUGCUUCUGCAAUCCAUUUUGCAGCAAAAGCCGUUUGACCUGUCUCCUAAAAUAAACAGAUAUGUGAUCUAAAGCAAAUGCAGUUUCUGAAAGCUUUAGACUUGAUGACUAAAUAGAGAAUUAAGCUCAAUCAACAUUGUAUCCAAACUUUACUUGAACUGCUGUUUUGGUCAUAUUCAAGAUUAAGAAAGUAAACCUGACCUUUGUUUAAAUUCAGUUAGAGCACUCUUUGUGGCAGCAGGCAUUUUAAUGUUUAGUUUGAGUUUGUCACUUAAUAAUUUGUAUUUUAUUUUCUCAGGACCUGGAGGGGGAUUCUGUUAAGUUAUCAUUUUCCAAAAAUGGUGUAGACCUUGGCCAGGCCUUUCUUCUAAAAAUGAAAUCUCUUGGAGGACAGGCACUUUUUCCACAUAUACUAUGCAAAGGUUGUGCCUUUCAAGCUAACUUUGGACAAAGAGAGAAACCUUGGCAUGAGCCAUGUGAUCGGUUUAACUUUCUGCAAGAAUGUCAAGCUAAAAAUCUGAUAAGAGCACAGCUGGCACCUAAAUCUACAGAGGAAUGUGAGGUAUGACCCAAAGUGGGUGUUUAUACAGGAACUCUCCCUAUUAAUUGUUGGUGGUGGGUGUUUUCUUUUUUUCUUUUUUUUUUUCUUACCACAACUGCGUUAUGCACCCUGAUAAAAACACUGAUAUAACAUUUACUGGUGUGAAAGAAAAAUGAGUACUCGCUUCUGUAAAAGUGAUAUGUCCUCUUUAAUGGGACAUGAUAUUUAAGCUCAAUUAUUUCUCUCAUAUUCCUACCAGGUACUGCUGAUGGUUGGGCUUCCUGGGGCAGGGAAGACCACAUGGGUUCAGAAACACAGAGAAAAGAAUCCUGAUAAGCAUUAUGUACACCUGUGUAUAGACAGACUGCUGCCACAGUUGAAGGUAUGAAACCUAGAAUAUAGUAUAGUAAAGCAUAAAGUUAUUUAUAUAUAUUUUAUAUAUAUAAUAUAUAUAUAUAUAUAUUUUCUCACUUGUCUCUAUGUAGACAGUUGGACCUGAUACCCCGGAGAAGAACUCGAAAACUAGAGACGAUCUUAUCAAGAUGGCCACACAGUGUCUGAUCCGUCUGGUGCCAAUUGCAUCACGCAGAGAAGGAAAUUACAUAAUUGAUCAGGUGAGUCUAUCUCUGUCCCUUGUUUUUUCCUAUUUCAUGACAUAUUUUAACCCCUAAGAUGAACACUGUAGCGUUAGGAAUAAAUAUAUGUAUUUCCUAACACUACAGCCCUGAAGCCUAUAGAUAGUUUAGUUCCCUCCUCAUCUGACUUUAAAAAUAAAAAAAUAAAAGUAAACAAAUAUUUCACCUUUGUUCCAGAGCUUAGUCUCCAUUUGGCGCUGCCACAACCCCCUUAUUGGGUUCGUCAUUCUGGUGGCGUGUUGGCUAAAUCCAUUGUGGGAACGUAGGUGAAUGUAGUAAUUCUCUAUGGCCGACCGUGACGGCACUGCGCAUGAGUGCAUGAUGCCAUCGCAUGUUACGGUAUGUAAGCCAGGAAGUAAGAUUCCCAGCUUUCCUAUCCAGGGGGCUGGAGGUGUGGCUUGUAGCCAUUCUAUUUAGUUUAAUGGAUUUUGGGGGGGAGGGGAGGAUGGCUUGUGGAGAGAGUGGGUGGAGACGCUAGAAGUUGCUGAAGGGACUACAAUGUCCUUUUAAGGACCAUGGCUCUUUUGAGAUUUAAUGUGUUUGUGACCAAGGCCCCUUUGGCACUUUUGUCAUGCGUUCAUUCUACCAUAUUUUCACUCUUUUUGUUUAAGUGCACAAACACAUAUUAAAUAUGUUAUAUAGGAGAACUAUAACUUUGUUUUGAUAUCCUACAUGUAUAGAUAACAAAACAUUAUAUGGAUACUAAAAUCACCAGAACAACUACAGCUUAAUGUAUAGUUCAUCCCUGCAAGUUUUUUGUUGUAAAAAGUGCCUUUUCAGAGAAAACAGUGUUUACAUUAAAGCAUAGGGACACCUCCACACUGUGCAGCACUGACAUUCAGUGUCUCCACCCUCUGCAUGGAGACACUGAACUUUCCUCAUAGAGAUGCAUUGAUUUAAUGCACCUAUAUAAGGAGAUGUUGAUUGGCCAAUGUGGUGUUUGGUCCUGUCCACACCCUCCUUAUCUAAAUUCUGAUGUCAGCGAAGAGGCGGAUAGGGGGUGCCUGCAGAGCUUUGGAGAGCUGGAAAUAAGUUAAGUUUUAACCCUUUCUAAGGGGGGUGAGGGGUGCAACCACCUAAAUGGUGGUUUUAACACUAUAGGGUCAGGAAUACAUAUUUGUGUUUUUGAUCCUAUAGUGUUCCUUUAAAUAUGAAUAGAAGGGGAGGAGUACCUUUUUAUUUUUUUUAUUUUUUGCAUGUAAUAAUUUUUACACAACAAGUGCAACUAGAGAAUAAUAUCUUAAAACAGAUUUACUUAUUAGUCCUGAUUUUUUAAAUGCCCAAUAUGUCUAGGAUUUUAAUACCUUUUUAGAAGUUAUAAAACACAUAUUGAAACGAGUGGAUUAUAGUUUUAAAGUAAAACUUUGCAAAAUUUGGCAAAGAUUACAACUUUUAUUGUAGAAAGCACAUCCCACCAGGCUAUAUAACUAAAAGCAUUUUGACACUUUUCAUUUAACUUUUUUUUUUUUUUUUUUUUCAUGAAAUUUUUCUGCUGGUUAUAUUUAAUACUUUUUGUGUGUGGGUUUUUUUUUUCAUGAAAUGUUUUAUUUUGGGUAAAUUUAACAGACCGUGUGUGUCCCACUACUGUAAAUGCUCCAUGUUUGUAUUCUGCUACUGAUCUCGAGUACAAAAAUACCCCAAAUAUAUACCUUUGCCCCUAAUCCUACCACAAAUACAGUCCCUUGAAAUUAGCAGAGGGAUUCCCCAGUUUACACAGUACAGAGCACUAGGGAGAUCUCCCUAUAAUGCUGCAGCACCAGCAAAGUUCAUGGUACAGGAGCUCCAGUUCCUGUACCCGGAGCUUCAGUUCCUGUACCCGGCCAGACUGACAGGAAGUGCUCUCUUAAUGAGCAUUUCCUGUCAGUGCGGCCAGGUGCAGGAAACUGAAGCUCUUGAACCGUGGUCCAUUUUGCUCCACUCGACCACGCUUUACCGAAUGGCUGGUGGGGGGAGCGCUGUGCGCUUCCUUCCUGCCGGUCACUCGAUUCUUGCACCCCCAGAGCCGGUGUGGCUGUGUGUUUAGCCUUACGGACGCGCCAGCCCUUCGUGCGUUGGGCCACGGUCGCCUCACACAUUAUUGGCAAUAUUGGUAUCAAUAGUGGCCGAUUAUCGAUUUGGCUGCUAUUAUAGGCAAAUAUCGUUAUCAGUCUAUCCUUAAUUAAAGUCACGUAGAUGGGCAUGAACGCUCAUCUAUGGUGCUUUAAACUGAUUUAAAGGAUUAUGUGCAGUGCUUACUUUGAGCGCUGCACACAGCUCAUUUGUCAGUGUAAUUGUAGCCCUAGAUGAAAGAGAGUAUCAAAUGAUCCCUAGGGCUGCUUGGUGUCAGCAGGAAUUGAGUCCUAGUGGUACAUUUAACACAUGACGGCGUGUGCUGUCAAGGGUUGUUCAAGCCCUGACUGUUAUGUGGCCCUUAAACAGUUAAUGUCUUUAUUUCUUCCCCUCCAAUCUCCUCAGUGUACUGUAUAUAGAUCUGCGCAAUACAGGAAGAUGAAAUGCUUUGAAGGUUUCAAACGUAAAGCAGUUGUCUUGGUCUCAGAAGAAGAUGAAUGGAAAAGGAGGUUGGAAAUUCGCAAAAAAGAAGGAGAGAUCUAUCCGGAGUCUGUCCUCCAGCAGAUGAAAGGUAAUCACAGUAUGAUCUCCGUUGAUAGACAUUUCUAUAUUCUUAUAAAAAAUGUUUGUAUUCUUAACCAAGUGACCAAUGCUUUUCUAAGAUUUCAAGAUUCCAAGUGAUUGGUAGAAGAUUUUUGUAACACAUCUGCUAUAAUUUAAUUCUGCCUAAUUGACAUGCUUUCUCUUAAAUUACUAUGUAUUGUUUGGGGUGGUGUUGUUUUUUUUUUCUUCUCCUUUUCAUUGUUAUUUAUUUAUUUUACAAAGUGGUAGACCUGUAGCCCAGUCCUAGUUUAUUAAUGUCACAUUAAUUUAACAUAAUAUAAGAGAACACAAUGGGCAACAAAACUGAUCAAAUAAAUUGAUCUGAAACCGGUGGUACAGCAUGCAGGGCUGAUUGGUUUUGGUGUGUGUCUAAAGCUGGUAAUAUGGAAGACUAGUAUCAAGGCAUAGAAAUUGUGAGAUGACCUGCAGUCACUCAUUGCAAAUUCCAGUUUUUAAAUGGUUAAAUCUUUUGUAAUUUUCCCAUUAAAAGGAAACACUAAGCACAAAAACAACUUUAGACAGGGACAGUGAACCCCUGGCCACUGUAAUUGAGAUGACGUGGUUUGGAUGCCUUUAGUGUCUCUUUAAGCGUAAUGAAGCAGUUGCAGUGUAAAUUGGGCACCUGAAAUCUCACUGCUCAAUUAUGUGCCAUUUAGGAGUUCAAUCACUUUUGUCUCUGUGAAUGAAACCCUAGCCACUCCUUCCCUGUCUGACUCGCACAGUCUGCAAAAAGAACCAUUUGGCUUCCACCAAUUGGAGAAGUAUAUUCCUUGUUACUAAGGGGUACUCUUUACUGCCCUGUCACUUAUACACUUGGUGACAGUGGAAGUACAGUGUAAUUUAGCAUUUUAACCCCUUAAGGACCAAACUUCUGGAAUAAAAGGGAAUCAUGACAUGUCACACAUGGGUGAUAUAGGUCAUUUUUGGUGGAUCGCUGUAACACUGGUACAAUUGAAGCAUGAACCAGGAUACUGCUGAAUAGUUUAGGCCUAGGAUAUCUGACAAUAUCCGAUACACCAGAUAUCAUUGUUUUGAUGGGCUAGUGCAGCAUUUUGAUGCCGUAGCGUGUGCUCCAAGGCGGGAAUCAAUUUCUGCUUUUGGUACACUGUAGGAUUAGCAAGUACUUGGCCAAUUCUGACUGUCUCACGAGUGAGACAGUCUAGUGAUAGUGUUUAAUUGGCUCCCAACCCCUGAAAACCAACCAAACCAAUUGUAUGCCUUAGCUGGCAAUAUGAUCUGCUCUGACAGUGAUAACACUUCUCAGUUUGAAGUAGCAGUCCAGGGUUAUGAUAAGCUAGGGUUUUAAAUCCUUUUAGAGUUAUUAUUGUGUUAGUGUCAUUAACACAAUUUUUAUUAUAACAUUGAUUCUAAUCAUUGGAAUAAAGUUUGCAUUUGUGUAGGAAGGUAUUUAGGGGAACAUGGUAGGUUGAUUAAGAUUUUAGGUAUUAAAUAAAAAAAUAAAAUAGAACUUAAAUUAUAUAUGAAUUUUUAUUUAUGAUGUUAUAAUUUUAUUUUUAUUUACUUAUUCUGUCCCACACAUGAUAUUCCCCUCCCCCCUUUUUGCAUUUUUACACACCUAAUAUUGUGAUAUGUUUUAUAGGCCACCAGAAAUGGGCAUAUUGUUUUAUAAAAAGCAUUGAAAUUAUUUAUAGGUGAACUUAAAGGACCACUAUAGUGGAAGGAAAACACUUGUUUUCCUGGCGCUAUAGUGCCCUGAGGGUGCCCCCACCCUCAGGGGCCCCCUCCCGCCGGGCUCUGGGGGGAGGAAGGGGUUUAAACCUCUUUCUCCAGCGCCGGGCGGGGAGCUCGCCUCCUCCUCUUCGGCUGAAUGCGCAUGCGCAGCAAGAGCCGCACGCGCAUUCAGCCAGUCUCAUAGGAAAGCAUUUACAAUGCUUUUCUAUGGACGCUGGCGUCUUCUCACUGAAAAUCACAGUGAGAAGCACGCAAGCGCCUCUAGCGGCUGUCAAGAGACAGCCACUAGAGGCUGGAUUAACCCUAUUAUAAAAAAGGGUUAACCCUAACUGGAACUGGCACCCAGACCACUUCAUUAAGCUGAAGUGGUCUGGGUGCCUAUAGUGGUCCUUUUUAAUGAGAAAUCAGGGAAAUAUGAUAUAACAAACACAUAGUGGGGGUUCCCAUUUUCUUUCUAACACGUUUUUUCCUUUUCCAUUCACAUAGCUGCUGUUAAUUGCCAUAUUUUUGUACCUCCUUCCAGCUCAUUUCGACAUUCCUAAGAAGUGCGACUGUCUGGAUGAGAUUAUCUGUCCUGAGCUUGGGAUUCAAAAGGCUGUAGCAGUUACUUUAAAAGCCAAGAAAGAAGCUCGUUCUUUACCUGAGAAGAGACAAAAUUGUGAGAAAAAUUAAGAUGAACAGUUUUUGUAUAUGUUUUUUGUUUAUAGUUUAUACUGGCCUUCGGUUUUGUAAUUGCUUUAGUCAUAAAUAAGACAAGGGGUUAAAAUGUAGGGUCCUUUAACUUCUGCAAGUUGAAACUUAAUCAUAACCGUAAAAACUCUCAACAGGUGCUGUGAAACCACAGUUACAGUCCCUUGUUCCCAAACAGCUCAGAACACGGGCAGGUGAGUCUCACAGGUUUUCUGCAAUGUAAUUGUUUCACUUGUUGCUUUGAUGUUGGACUUGCCGUUGACCAUUUGUUGCACUGAUGAUUAUACAAUGCAGUUCUUUUUUUCUGUUCUGCAAUCGUGGUUUCAAAUUUAAAUCCACAAAAUAAACCAGUUGUUAAGGGAUUAUAUUUUUUCCUGUAGAUAGGCAGUACAGACUUUAGGAAUGUUCAGCCAUCUUCCGCAGGACAAGCAGUCUUUUUUGGAAAGAACAAAUUAAGAAUGAAAAAGGUUAAUUUAAAAAAAAUUAAAAAUAAACUAAAUUCAAUUUCCAAAUCUGUGAUUUCCAGCUUAUUUUUUUUUUUCCCCUUUUGUUUUGUGCAGGGCUCAGUAAGAGAAUGUACCCAAGGCCACAUUCUUACCAUAGGCCCCCUAUGAGCAUGCUGCACUGGAGGCCGCAAGUUCGAGUAAGUGCAAGAGAGGUCAGGGUUUGGCUGUAGUUACAGAUGAUGGUUUUUGUUUUGUUUCUUGUGAGAUGUGAAAGUUUGGGGAAAAUAUGCAUUUCCUUUAUGUGAAUAGACAAACAUCAAAGCAUCACCUUCUUGAACAUUAUCAUAAUCUUUAUCUUCCUCUUACUACUGCAUAGGAUUUUCAGAAUUACUAUGAUCCAUACCAACCUCAGCAGAAUAGACAGAAUAGAUACUUUGGACCUCAAAACCAUGGCCUUCAAAACCAUGGUCCACAAAACAGAGGGGUAAGGGCGUUGCACUUUUAUUUUUUCCUACUCUAGUUGUAAUUAUCAUCUGGCAAGUCACUAGUUCUAAUUUACUGCAUUUUGCUUCAACACUGCAGUGUUAUUUCUAUUAAUAUUCUACAAAGAAUUAAAAUGUUGUUGCAUUUUUUAUAUAUAUUUUUUUCUUCUAAUUAGCGAUCAUGGAUAAAUUCUUUGCUUUCAUGAAAAUGUAUACUUGAAUUUAAAACAAACAAGCAAGCAAAAAAUUUAAAUGUAUUUAUAUAUGUGUGUGUGUGUAUAUGUGUGUGUGUGUGUAUGUGUGUAUAUAUAUAUAUAUAUAUAUAUAUAUAUAUAUAUAUAUAUAUAUAUAUAUAUAUAUAUAUAUAUAUAAUCUAUAUCUCAUGCAAAAUGAAUGGCUGCUCUCCGUUCUCUAAAAGAAAACUAAAAUUUAUUUUAUUAUGUUAAAAAUAAUGACUGUUUCAGUCCCCGUUUGGGACUUUCUUCAGGGUCCAAAAAUAACAGGACAACAACAGAAUUAAACUGGUUGUCCUGUUAUUUAUUUUUUUUGACCCUGAAAAAAGUCACGAAUAGGGACUGAAACGUUGGUCAUUAUUUUUAACAUUAUCAAAAAAAUUUUUUUAAUUUUUAUUUUAGAGACCGGAGAGCAGCCAUUCAUUUUGUGGAUGUUGUAUCAUAUGGAGCUUUGGUUCAUGCGCCCGGCAUUGGAGCAGCUUAAGCGUUUGUUUUAAAUAUAUAUAAAUAUAUAUAUAUAUAUAUAUAUAUAUAUAUAUAUAUAUAUAUAUAUAUAUAUAUAUAUAUAUAUAUAUAUAUAUAUAUAUAUAUAUAUGUGUGUGUUCCUCUUUGUCCUUGCACACAUACUUUUUUUUAAAACUUUUUCAAAAUGCCGGGUGCAUUCUAGCCAUAGCCAUAAAUUAUAAUACAAAUAGUGAAAGGCUUGCACUCACUGUCUUUUUUCUUUUGUAAAAGAUUCCUUUAUUUCAUUCUUGUUAAAAUAUGGUCCACGUUUCAGCCAUUGUUCGUGGCUUUCAUCAGGAUCAAAUACUGUUAAAGGAACAGCCCACACACAAAGAAAUACAGUUUUACAUUUAACAAGGCUACUUAAAAUUGCCUACCUUGGCAAAUAAAUAUGGGGAUUUGGUUCCACUUAUGGCCAUAUUGUGUUAAGCCCACCACUAUGGGUGCUUCUUUGGAGGUGACCACAUGAAAGCUUAAAUUGAGGAGUCUCUGUUUAUACUGCAAGUAAGUAUUGCAAGUUAGCAUGUAAAUCUACCAUAUUAAAAUUAGUAUAGGAACACCUAUAUUGGGGUACUCUCAUCUAGUGGUGGGCUUGACACCAUAUGGCCAUAUGGUGGAACUGAAUCCCUAUAUUUAUUCGCUAACAUAUGGAAUUUUAAGUCGCCUUUUUAAAUGUAAAGCUGUAUUUCUUUUUGUGUGCGCGCUGUUCCUUUAACUGUAUUUUGUAUAGUUUCAGUAGAUGGCACUGGAAAUAAAUUAAGAUAUACAAUCCAGGUUGGAGUUGCAAACAUAGCCAAAGUUGGAAAUUCUUCCAAAUUAACUUUUUUUUUUUUCUUCUCUUCUUAAAUUAACGUUUUUGAAUUCUUGACAGUAUACACUUUAGUGAAUAACCCUGGGUGGUGGUGGGGGGGGGGUUACUUUACUACAUUGCUUGAAAUGUUUUAUUAAUUAGAAGACGAAUAUCAUUUGUUUUUCUCCUCAGCACUGGCAGAAUUCCAAUAACCGGACUCAGAAUUGGAACUACUAUGGAUAUCCAUGAAAGUCAUAAGCUCCUGAUGGGGAAUAUAAGUGAAGGAUUGUUUAUAUAUUUUUUAGCUUUACUGUGGGAAAAGAAAUCAUGAGAAAUGCAGCUGGUUUCAAGGAAUAAAAUAAUAUAUAAAAAUGUAGGCUUCUUUUUGUAAAGGACUCCAAGCACUACAGCCCGCUACAGUGGUUCUGAUUCCAGGAAUGCCCUGGUGCCAUCCCAUGUUAAAAUCUGAACCUGUGCUGAAAUGGUUUCACAACUUAACUGGGUCCUGCUUAGUGCUGCUGCUUCAUUUGGUUUACUCCAGUAGCAGACAACGGUUGCUUUGUUGAGCAAAGCAGGACCAUGCUGAGAGCAUGAACUGAACACUAUCAACCAAAAAACAGUCAUGCAAAAGCCAUGCUUACUCAACAGUGACAUUUGGUGUCUUCUGCUGGAAAAAACUUGAUGCGACAGAUAAGGUGUGGGACCCAGGUAAGUUUUGAAGCCGUGAUAAAAUAGUUUGAUGUCAUGCCACUAUAACACUACAGCGGCCUCUAGUGGUCAUGGUGCAUGGAGUGCUCUUUUAAUAUGUAUGUGAACAUCAGGCAUACAAAUCUGUUGGUGUUUAUUCACUAAACAGAAUUAUUGUGAAAGUCGGAACUUGAUGAACUUGAGUGUUUGUUUUUACCCCACUCUAUAUUUCUGUGAAAAUAAAUAUAUGUUGAUUUGAAAUCCAGAUUGGCUAUUUUAGCCCAGAUAUUGCAAUCUGGGAAAUAAUUCCAAAUCAACACCAUUUUGACUAUCUUUUGUCAUUUUGCAAAAUUCACUACAAAUUAAUUUAAUAUCAAAUAAGCCCCUUUGGUGUCUGUGGUAUGUAAUUUGGCAGAAUGGCAUAUUUUUAUAGGCAAGAUUCAGGUGUGCAGGUUGUUACAUAUAUUGACUGAUUACAAUUUCUGAUCUUGUCCUUUCUGCUGACCUUAAGAGCACUUGUAGUUUUCUAAAUUAUCACUUGCUCCAUCUUGUGCUUUUUGCUCCUCCUUCUACUGGAGUUAUUGCCUUUUUUUUCCCUUUUCUACCUUUUUUUAUUAUGUGUAUUUUUGUUUUAUGGGGGAGGUGGGGUAAUGUUUUAUUUAAAAAAACAAAAAACUGUUACAUGCUUUUGUUGUCCACUUCCUUUUAUUACGAACAUAAAAUAUCUUUUUACAUCAGUGAAGACGCAGAAUAUAUCAUUGUUUUUAUAACCCCCUUUUAGGUCCUCAUACUUCUCACUUUUAUAAAUUUUAUCAUCUGAUUUUUGAAAAAUGACACCAUCUUAGCAUGUAUUUUAAUUAUACACUUACAGUGAAAAAAUGUCUGUGGAAGUCCAGGCUGGGGACUCGUUGCUAUGUAAGGACACGUGCAGUGGCAGUCACUCAGACGACCACUAGAAGUGCUUCCUUGGUCAGUGCUUUGCAUGGAGACGCUGAACUUUCCCCCUAGAGAUGCAUUGAGUCAAUGCAUCUGUGUGAGGAGAUCAUGAUUGGCCAAGGUGGUGUUUUGCUCCGCCCCACCUCCUUGACUAAGAUCAUCAGAAUUGACCAUCUCAGCCAAUCUAAUGCUUUUGCAAGGGUUUACGAUAGCAAAUCCAAUGCUUUCCUAAGAUUGUUAAUUCUGGCGGUGGAAUAAAGGUGAGUUUUAACUCUAUUUAAGGCGCGGUGGUGCUAUCUAAAUAGUGUUUUUAACAUUAUGGGGUCAGGAAUACAUGUUUGUAUUCCUCACCCUAUAGUUUUCCUUUAAAGACCAAUUUUUAUUUUUCUAUAUGUAUGGAAUUUAAUAUAUUUGCAAAACACUUUCAGGGUUAUUCACUAAAGUGAGAAUUUAAAAUACAUUAAAAGGGUUUAGACCAAAGGAUGUUACAGGCAAAUUGUAUAAAGUACAAUAAUAUUCUUUAAAACCAGAGUCAAUUUUUCUAGGGUCUAAUAUUACUUCUUGGCUUUGUCUCUAAAAACAAUUCUUCUUCACCUUUUACCAAGUCUUGAACAGUGUUUGGGUGAGAUCGCUAUACAAGCUAUAACGUUGAGCUAUAAUCACUGUUCUAUGUGCUGGGAGAGAUACUUCGAAGGUAAAGGAGAACCUUGGUGGUGACACUCAGGUUCCUUGGUGAGUGGUCCGCCACAAGACUAAAAACAGACCUCUAUAAGGGCUUGUGGGUGAAUACGGUCAGGCCCUUGAGCUUUGUUUACAUUAACUUUUGUUAAUUGCUGCAGCACCUUGGGUUGAAUCAUCCAAUCACAGUUUUUCUUUAAGUUUUUUGCAGCAAUCAUUUGCAUAUCUCUUGCCAUAGCUUGCUACUUAAUAUAUACUGAGGAAAAUAGUUAAAAUGUCUGCCUUUUCCUGGUUUUCAUUAACAAACACACACUCUCUGUUUCGAGUGUACUAAGCUUUCAUAUAUUUUUUUUUUUAGAAUUUAUAUACUUAUUUCAAACUUUUUUUUUUUUUUUUAAGUUUGGUUUUGCUCUUUUUGGGAAUUACGUUAAAUUUUCUAGUUUUUCCAAUCUAAUUGUCUUUAUGCAUGCAUUAUUAUCUUCCUUAUAUCAUUUAUAGAAAGCCUGUGAUUUAAAUGUUUUAAAUUCCUUUUUCUUAUUUUUAAUUACUUGGUUAAUUUCCCACUAAGCCACACUGGUUUAAAUUUGUUUCUUUUAUAUUUAUUACCCAAAGGUGCAAACUGAUAAGAGUACCUUUCUAAAAUUUGUUUGAAGAUAUUCCUCAGGGCUUUUUUUCAACUAAAGAGUUUAUAUCAGUCAAUAAGUUGUAAAGCUGCCCCUAUUAUUUAAAUUAAUGUUUAUAAAAUAAAAUUACAUGUUUUAGUAUACCCCAUGUGCACGUGCUUUUUUACGUUAAUGUCAAAAGACACCAUAUCUUGAUUGCUAUUUACCAAGUGCUCCCCUACUUGAAUGUUUGUCAUUAGAUCAACAUUGUUUAUGACCAGAUCCAGACAAGCAUCCUUUCUAGUUGGUGCUUGAGCAAGUUGGGACAUGAAGGGGUCAUUUAACAGGUUCAAAAACUUGAUUUCCCUUUGCUGAACUACUACUCCCUUUAUCCCAAUUUAUUUCCCGGUAAUUAAAAUCUCCAAUAAUUAAUGUGUUACCUAGAUGUGCAGCUUUCCCAAUUUGCUCUUAUAGCUGUUCUUCCUCAUCAAUAUUAAAAUUAGUUGGUUUAUAACAUAUCCCAACCAAUAAUUGAUUUUCCUUCUUUUUCCCAGGCAGAUAUCUACCCAUAUCCCUCCUCACAUUCCACUUGUGUAAUAUUUGGCUUUAACUUUGACAUACAAACAUACCCCACCACCUUUCCUGUUUUUUUUUCAAUCCGUCCUAAAUAAUGUGUCACCAUUUAAGUUAACUGCCCAUACAUCCCAUGUUUACGUGCAAAGCAUAAGGAUGUCAAUGUCUUUUCACAAAGUUAAAGUCUGUGAAACAGCAGGAAACAUCUCUAGUGGCUAUUUGGUAGACCGCCACUGCAGUUAGUCUUAACAUUGCAAUGUAACUUUGCAGUGUUUUAGGUUGCAGGGUUAACAGGACAGGGACACUGCACCCAGAUUACUUCAAUGAGAUGAAGUGGUAUGGAUGCCUAUUGCGUCCCUUUUAAUGCCAGUAAAUGAGUUGAAAAGUUAUGGAUUGCAUUUGAUUUUGACAUAUUUCUGGGAGUGCACUCCAGGAGAACACCAACGUUCUAGUGUGAGAAUUACAGGGCAAGGUUAUAAUACUGGCUAAGUUUCUGAGGUUUACUACCGGUGGAGUGUGAGCAGGACUUGACUGGAAACUUUUGGCCAAGAGGCGAAUCAGUGGUGAAACGAAUACAGAGAGUGUGGAUGUUUGGAGGAUAAAUGCAUUUUGUGUGAGCAGGGGAUGUUAUAUGUAUGUGAAGAAGAUGCACUGUGGUAUAAGGGCUGUAUUUUAUGUGUGAGCAAGUGAUGGCUUUAAUUUGUAGGAGUUCUUUGUUUUUCUUUAAAUAUAAAAAAAUUAAUUGAUAACAUUGUUAUACAAAAUGUUUAUUUCCCCUUUUGGCAAAGGAGGGGGGACAUUGCGAUCCUGUAGAUCUCUGUUUUCUGCCUGCACCAUCUGCCUCAUCCCAACAGUGUUCCACAGUGCUGGGUGGGAAAUCCUGGUCACCUUAAAUCAAGCCGCUUUCAUUUGGCACAUGGAGUUUCCUCAAGUCCUGGGUAUCUUUCAAUGCCUCACCACCUCCUCACUUUAUCAUCCCUCCAAAUAGCGCCCUGAUAUGUGAUUCUGGGUCAGAGAGCAACCUUAACAAAGUUUUACCGGACUGCAAAAUUUCUGUGAUCCGAUCAGGAGUUCCAGAUGGUUUGGAGGUUGCUUCCGGUCAGGCGCGCUGUGCCUCUGUGAAUUCCCUGCCAGUCUGUGGUAACUCCUGGGCCACUGGAAAGGGCCUGUAAUGCCACAACAGCAUGAACAAAUGACAUGAUAGCAUACCUAGUGAUAUUAAUGCAUGUCAGAAAUAGACACUGCACAUUUUUAUAAAAGUAUAAACAAUCAGGCAUAGUGUAUGAGUAGUCAACUAAAACUUAGUGUUAAGGAAAAACAUGCUUAUUUAGGAAUAGACUGGUCAGGCUACCCCACACGUAGGCACAACAAAAUGGAGUCCACCAGGCAUACACAACACAGUAACAACAUAUGCAUUAGACAUGGUGAAGCCUAUGAGUGAUAGGGGUAUGUAUAGACAGUGUGAAACAUGCAAUUGUAACUUUACUUUAGGAAAAAUAAAGGGCUGCUAUGUAAACGAGAACAAAAAGAAAACCUAAUAAAAUACAGUAGUCCACCACAUAGCAUUUAAUCCAGGAGGAGACGUAAGCCGGUGCGGGGGCUUUCACAGUUGGUCUCAUGGGCCCUCAUCCGAUACCCGAUAUGAGAGUAGACUGCUAGGCUCUUGGAGUAAGGGGGUUAGGCGUAUGUAGCAUGGGAAUGCUGAUGACAGGCCCACAACUGAGAGUUCCAAACCCCUAUUAUGAUUACAAUGGGAUUGUACAGCAGCUGCCAUCCAGAGGAGUCAGAAGAGCUAGAGUCCCAAAAUUCGAGGUCCCUUCGGGUCCCCAAACUAACACAGGCCCUGCAGCUUCAGGCCUUUAGAGAUCAAUGGUGCCAUGUUCCCCUGAGAUCCGUUGUGCAUGUAGGGAGUCAUUCCGACCUAUCAGAAGACCAGAAGGCCUUGUCUAGAUUUGAUCUAGAUUUUGCAGGCAUUUAGGUUGCGUUGGUGUGUCUGAGGCUUACAGUCGAGCUGUCAGGUCACCUUGCCUCUUCGCCUCAAUAUUAGCACAGAAUCUUGAGAAGAUUAGAUCCAGCUUAGCCAGGGUUGUGGCGAUAUAGGUCUCGGCAGCGCCUCUGGUCAUGAUCACCGCCAUCUUAUGUCACACAGCACCCCUGCGCUUAGCAGCUUUAGGUACGAAGAGUUGCAGUGGGAGAUCUCAUGGGACCCAGAUAACCCCCACCAGUCUGGAGGGUGGGUGGGGAGUGCAGAAAUCCACUCAGUGUAACAGGAUGUGGCAUCUGGAGAGCAACCGCCCCUCUGAC